Messenger RNA from Rosa chinensis, 420 nucleotides. Its product is annotated as zinc finger protein 862-like. NCBI's taxonomy places the organism in Eukaryota, Viridiplantae, Streptophyta, Magnoliopsida, Rosales, Rosaceae. The transcript has a single exon. Gene Ontology annotation, molecular function: protein dimerization activity. Bases 1 to 420 code for a protein of 139 amino acids. The record is from RefSeq and is a predicted model, not a curated record.
AUGUCAAAUCUUGCAAAGAAGUUUUAUCCUGAAGAUUUUGUUGAUAGUGAAAUGUUUGCUCUAGAAUUAGAGUGUGCAUAUUAUGAGAAAGAUAUGCGUAGUGAUCCAAAGUUCCAGAAUUUGGAAUCCAUUUUUGAUUUGUGUAGAAUGUUGGUUCAAACAAGGAAAUCAGAAUUUUUCCCUAUGCUUUAUAGAUUGAUUUGUCUGGUUUUGACUAUUCCUGUUUCUACGGCGACCACUGAAAGAGCAUUUUCAGCUAUAAACAUCAUUAAGAAUAAACUUAGAAAUAAGAUGGAAGAUGAGUUUCUUGGUGAUUGUAUGGUCCUUCACAUUGAGAAGGAAUAUGCUGAAUCUAUUGACAAUGAAUCGGUGAUCAAAGACUUUGAAGCUUGUGGAACUCGUAGGGUUAGAUUUAGUUAG